UCCCUAUCACAAUUUUGCAACCACCUUUCUUGAUUGCAACGAACGGUAUCCGAUUGGUUCAACUUGACUAAGCAAUUUAUCACCCGCUAAGCAAAGGUCUCAUUACAUUCGUCACGGACGAGCCCGGGUAUGAUGCUCCAAAACAUGGUUGUUGAAAGGUCCCUUCAGGACUCUGAUCAAUUUUGGUCGUCCUAUCGUGAGGUUCGUUGUCUAUGCGGCGAUAUGAUCCAGCCUGGCACGCGACAGCCUAAUGCUUGGAAAGAGUUUGCGGGUGAGUGGGGGACACUAAAAACAGUGCCACUGGACCGGGGCACCAGUAAAAACAGGCGGAAUGGCGUAGGGCUUAGUGUCCUAGGGCUGAUAUUCAAACACAUCAACCGCGAGGUUAGCGCCAUCAUGGUCUCCACCUCCUGUGAUUUUCUUGAUUACAACUUUCGCAAGUGCGACACCUUUGUUUCAACAAGUAAUUCGACUUGAACUGAUAUCACACUCUAAACUCACCACAGGGAGAAAGUUGCUUCAUGCGUAGUCUCACCCAUUUCCCAUGCGUGGUUGAGGUUGUCUGCUACUGACUUUUCUUCCCAACUUCAUACCAGCCGUGCUGACUUGGCCUUCCAACAUCUUUCUAAUUCCAAAUGAAGCACGGAUGUGCAAACCGCU
Neurospora hispaniola is the source of this 660-nucleotide messenger RNA. RefSeq lists its product as uncharacterized. Bases 130 to 477 code for a protein of 115 amino acids. The transcript has a single exon. Lineage: Eukaryota; Fungi; Ascomycota; Sordariomycetes; Sordariales; Sordariaceae. The record is from RefSeq and is a predicted model, not a curated record.